Molecule: messenger RNA, 1679 nt
Organism: Salvelinus namaycush (lake trout)
Lineage: Eukaryota; Metazoa; Chordata; Actinopteri; Salmoniformes; Salmonidae
Product: peptidase inhibitor 16-like
Exons: 5
Coding region: 223-1311 (362 amino acids)
Cellular component (GO): extracellular region
Source: RefSeq, a predicted model, not a curated record
UCUAAGAGACGAAGCAGAGCAGCUGGAGUACACACACACACACACUACACACUACACCAACUACACACACUCACAAAACACACCCGCACACACUCUAAACACACACUCGCAUACAGAAACAGACAAACAGCAAGGCACACCGUCUGACACCGGCAGACAUCUGAAGUGAUUCUUGAGAGAAAGAGAGAGAGAGAGAGAGAGGACUUCACUUCCCAGACAGACAUGCUGAGGGGGACAGCUCUCUGGGCUGGCCUGGUGGGACUGUGUGUCAUCGUCACCCAGUGUCCAGCCACCUGCCAGCUGAGCCAGGAAGACGCGGAGACCCUCAUGGAGCUGCACAACAGUUAUCGGGGCCAGGUGGUACCCAGUGCCACCUACAUGCGUAAAGUGAAAUGGGAUGAGAAGCUAAAGAUCCUAGCUGAGGGCUACGCUGUGAAGUGUACGUGGGAACAGAACCCGGAUCUAGAGUUGCUGAACACGGGAGAGAACCUGUUUGUGUCCAAUGAGCCCUUGGACCUCAACAUGACCAUGGAGAAAUGGUUCUUGGAGCACCUAGACUACGACUACAAACACAACAGUUGCCAGGACGACAAGAUGUGUGGACACUACACUCAGAUGGUUUGGGCGGACUCUCACUCUGUGGGCUGUGCUGCUCAUCGCUGUGACACCAUGGAGGGGCUGUCCUCCGAGAAAGUUACCUUCCUGGUCUGCAAUUAUUACCCAAAAGGUAAGUUUAAGGACGAGAAACCCUAUGAGGAAGGUGAAUGGUGCUCCAAGUGCCCAGACAACGUGCCGCGAUGUGACCAGAACCUCUGUGUGCCUGAUGCCCCCGAGCCUUCAGAGGAGCCUGAUGUUGAGGAGCCUGAUGCCCCCGAGCCUUCAGAUGAGCCUGAUGUUGAGGAGCCUGUUGCCCCCAAGCCUUCAGAAGAGACUGAUGUUGAGGAGCCUGAUGCCCCCGAUCCUUCAGAGGAGCCUGAUGUUGAGAAGGAGACAACAGAGAGCUCUACCCCACACACAGCCACCGCCACAGAGCCUGGGUAUGAGGAGGAGGGGGACGAGACAGGCACGCAGCCUGGGGACGAGGAGGACGAGGAGGAGACAGGCACGCAGCCUGGGGACGAGGAGGACGAGGAGGAGACAGGCACGGAGCCUGGGGACGAGGAGGAAGAGGAGGAGUGGGAGGGGGAGGAGAGAGCAGCGGAGAGGGAGAAGGAGAGGACUAGGAACCAACCUCCGGCCAAUGCAGGAAGGAUCACUACCCCCCUACUUCUUGUUACCAGCCUAAUGGCUUUACUCUCACCAGGAUUGUGAGGGAAGGUAUGAGAGUAAGGCAUGACACACAUACACACACACUAUCUGGAACUGAACUGGACAUUGCUGGAAGUUGAAUUACAUUGUGCUAUAACCAUGUCUAUAGCAGAGGGAUUUGUUGAUGGUUAUUUUGUUAUUAUUUGCUCGCUAGUAAUUACAGUUGCUAGUUUAACAUAUGCCUUCUUAGCAAUAGCAAUAAGCACACAACAUACAAUAGUUAACAAUGUAUUAUAACAGUUGUAUAAUAACAGUUACGACCUGUUACAAAUGUAACAGCAAUACAUUUUCUUAAAGCAAGGCACGUCCUCUAUAUGGAUGUGAUUCGUAAACCUAAAGGAGCAUAACUACUGUCAAUAUUGAAUAUUUCU